Synchiropus splendidus (mandarinfish) is the source of this 1803-nucleotide messenger RNA. RefSeq names its product FEZ family zinc finger 1 (gene fezf1). The transcript is spliced from 4 exons. The record is from RefSeq and is a predicted model, not a curated record. NCBI's taxonomy places the organism in Eukaryota, Metazoa, Chordata, Actinopteri, Syngnathiformes, Callionymidae. The coding region runs from base 247 to 1554 and encodes 435 amino acids. Gene Ontology annotation, cellular component: nucleus.
CAGAGGACGACCUCCUCCUCUGCUCCUCCUCCGACUGACAAUCGAACCACAAUCGACUCUCCGUCGCUCCUUCCAGGACUCUAACGAUCGCGGAGGUCUCGGCUUCUCCGCACGCCGCUAUCGAGCGACCAUCCGCGGCGACUAAGUGGGGGGUUCCCCAGCUGAUGAUGCCCUUUGCAGCGGGCCGGUGAGGAGCAACACGGACCCCGGUUCCCCCUUCCAGCAGCUCGGUGUCGUCGCCCUGUGAUGGACGGACCUGUUCAUCGCUCAGCGGGGAUCCUGGGCUCCCCCCCGGCUCCCGGGACUCAGCCCACCGCCUCCGACGUGCUCGGCACCGGUACCGGCGGCGGCGGCAGCAGCAAACCUCUCGCUUUCUCCAUCGACCGGAUUAUGGCCAGGACGCCCGAGCCCAAGUCGAUCCCACUCCCCAGCUGGUUCCGCUCCGCUCCCGUGGGGAUCGCUGAUGUCUGUCCAUCCUCGCUUCACUGCAUGAUCCCGCUGGUGCCGCUGGGUUACGAACCGGGCCACCGGCUGAGCAUCACCGGCUUGGACGCGGGACACCCCGAAAACGCUCCGGACCUUUUGGGUUUUGGACUGAGCUACAAGAACCAGCAAGAGGACCCGGCUGCGACUCAGACCGCCGGGCAAUACAAACUUUUCCGCCCGCGGGUGGUGAACCAGUCCCCCUUCCCGGCCGUGAGCACCGUGUGCUACUUGAAUUGCGGCGGGGACGGGGCCGCGUGUCCCCCGCCAGCCGGACUUGUCAACCUGCACCCGAUGGCUUCGUACCUGCUGAGCGCCCGGCACAAAGCCUUGCUGGAGGAGAAGAGCAAGCCCAACCUGCAGCAGGCCGGGGAGCGGUACCCGGGCUCCGGCGUGCAGGCCUUCAAGGACCUGUCCCCGAGCCAGAUCCACAGCUACAUGAAGGAGCGGGACCAGAUCUUGACGGACAAGAUCUUCAAGAGCUCGGCGGCCGCGGCGUCCCGGCUCAACGGCUCCUGCCCCGGAAACAAACCCAAAGUUUUCACAUGCGAGGUGUGCGGCAAGGUGUUUAACGCGCACUAUAACCUGACGCGCCACAUGCCCGUGCACACGGGAGCGCGGCCGUUUGUGUGCAAAGUGUGCGGAAAAGGCUUCCGGCAGGCGAGCACUUUGUGUCGUCACAAGAUCAUCCACACUCAGGAAAAGCCCCACAAGUGUAACCAGUGUGGAAAAGCCUUCAACCGCAGCUCCACGCUCAACACGCACACUCGCAUCCACGCGGGAUACAAGCCGUUCGUGUGCGAGUUCUGCGGCAAAGGAUUCCACCAGAAAGGAAACUACAAGAACCACAAGCUGACUCACAGCGGCGAGAAGCAGUUCAAGUGUUCCAUCUGCAGCAAGGCGUUCCACCAGGUCUACAACCUGACUUUCCACAUGCACACACACAAUGAUAAGAAGCCGUUCACCUGCCCGACCUGCGGCAAGGGUUUCUGCCGGAACUUUGACCUGAAGAAGCACGUCAGGAAGCUGCAUGACCCCAGCGGCCUGCAGUCGCCGCCGCCGCAGCCCUGAUCCUCAGCACCGGUCAGACCUGGAACUGUGAAGUCCUCAUUCAGAUUUAUGUCCUCAAAGGAAGAUUUUUAUAAAUGUGAUCUGAAGUAAUGAGUUUAUUUAUUUUGUUCCCUCCAGUUCGUUUAUUAAAUCAGUAUUUGGUGGCAAAACAUCACACAAAGCCAGACGUGUCUGUGUUGUGCAGCAAUGAGUAUUUUUACAGAGUUUAACACAUGACCUGAUCCAUUCAUGGGUUUGUUCUGAGAUAUA